Molecule: messenger RNA, 1020 nt
Organism: Seminavis robusta
Lineage: Eukaryota; Bacillariophyta; Bacillariophyceae; Naviculales; Naviculaceae
Source: the annotation of a GenBank genome assembly
UGUGGAAAGGAAAUCGUUGGAUGUGAUGGUGGGCUCCAGCUGGAACCCAUUUGCGUUUGCUUCUCGACGAGUGUCAACUUUCAACCAUGAUGGCCUUUCAUUGCACGCCACCCAUCAUCAACCACCAGCAGUGCGCCUCCAAGCAUUAGUCUAGUUAUUAGAUAGCAGCACACACCAUGAUGAACCAGAGUAGUCUUCGGACGCUCUUGGCGGCUACUCUAGUGGCAGCAGCAGGGGCGUUCACGUCGCCACAAUUACAUGCAGUCAAUUUCCAUCAACAGACCUCCCUCUUUGCCGUGAUACGGGGAGAUGAAAUCAAUAACGCCGUAUCCGAAGGUGCAGGAGGAGUCCAUCUUGCCCGUGACAGUGCCAUUAAGAUCACAGGAGAAGUCAAGCACAAACCAGGUUCGGCCAACCCCAAACCAGCAGAGCUCUUGCGAUAUACCCAAUUCCAACAAGUUUCCGAUGAUCUCGCUUCUUCCGUCAAGAUUGUCUGCACGGGCCGAGGGACGGAAGUGUACCGAGAUCCAGGUGACUCUACCGUCAAGGACGUUGCCUAUGCUCCACAUGAUGCCGUCAGGGAUGCCCUCAAUGCAGCCGGAUCCACACAAGAUGCGGAUCGCCUAGUAAUCAACUUUUUGGGGGGCGAUGAUUUGCAGGUCAUGGAAGUAUUGGAAGCCGUAGAACAACUGGUGCUGAAUCUAGAUGUCAAGACCAAAACCAAAAUCACCUUCAAUUCACUCUGUCACGGUGCGUUUCCCAUGGAGCAGGCGGCAUUGACGGUGGUCAAAGUGGAAGACGAUAGUGAUUCAGAAGGAGCCGAGCAGUUGAAGGGAGUCGAAAAGGCGCUUGCCGAUGGAGAAGUCUACUUUCAAGAUGGAAAGUACUUUACUGUAGUUAAGGAAGACAUUACAGAUGCUGUGGAGUAACUUACCAUAAGUACUCCAGCCCAGCCAGCCAGACAAACCAUGGCGUGUCUCCAUAUGUUGUUCCAACUGAACUUGAAUGUUACUUAUUUGU